AUGGCCGUUUUGGAGAACAUGGCUGCUGCCAUGCAGACUACUGCUGAGAUGUUGGGACAACAAGCCGGGAAUAGGAACGGUGGAGGAGGCAAUGGAUUGAAUGGGGGAAACGGAGGGCCGAUGACCUUGGCUGGUAUGACAACCCUAAUGAGGCGGAUAAUUGGUUCUAAGGUAUGGAAAGAGCUUUGCAAGCUCAGCACGUGCCAGAGGGUCAGUACGUGGAGUUUACCACUUAUUGGCUGGAAGGAGAAACUCAGUUCUGGUGGCAAGAAUCUCGCCGUUUGUUACAGCAAGGUGAUGCUGUUAUUACUUGGGAUGCUUUUCAGGACUGAGUUUUACAAGAAGUACUUCUGGAACUUAGUAAGGGCGGCGAAGGAAUUGGAACUGAUGCAGUUGAAGGAAGGUUCUAUGACUAUGGCUGAAUAUACCAACAAGUUUGAGGAGUUGUGCCGAUUUUCCAAAGUUUGCCAAGGUGCUUCGGAGGGUUAUGAGGAGUGGAAAUGCAUUAAGUAUGAAGGUGAUCUUCGGAGUGAUAUCAUGAGUGCCAUGGUCCCUAUGGAAAUUUGA
Molecule: messenger RNA, 567 nt
Organism: Arachis ipaensis
Lineage: Eukaryota; Viridiplantae; Streptophyta; Magnoliopsida; Fabales; Fabaceae
Source: RefSeq, a predicted model, not a curated record